CAGCGCGGGGCGCAGCGGGAGCUAUGGGGAACCGCGUCACCCGUGAGGACUUCGAGUGGGUCUACACGGAGCAGCCCCAUACGCAGCGCAGGAAGGAGAUCCUGGCAAAGUAUCCGGAGAUCAAGACUCUGAUGGGACCUGAUCCACAUUUGAAGUGGAUUGUAUCUGGAAUGGUUUUCGUGCAGCUUCUGGCAUGCUACCUGGUGAAAGAUUUAUCUUGGAAAUGGAUUUUCUUCUGGGCUUAUGGUUUUGGGGGUUGCAUCAACCAUUCGCUGACCUUAGCCAUCCAUGAUAUUUCACACAACGUCGCCUUUGGGAACAAGCAGGCCAAGUGGAACCGGUGGUUCGCAGUCUUUGCCAACUUGCCGAUUGGCAUCCCUUACUCUGCCUCCUUCAAGAAAUACCACAUCGACCAUCACCGGUACCUGGGAGGGGACAGCUUGGAUGUGGACAUUCCCACAGACUUUGAAGGCUGGUUUUUCUGUACACCCCUUCGGAAACUGCUUUGGCUUUUCCUCCAACCUCUGUUCUACAGUCUGAGGCCACUGUAUGUGAACCCCAAAGCGAUUACACAGAUGGAAGUUUUCAAUGCUCUUGUACAGUUUUCUGUAGACCUAAUCAUUUACAACCUUUGGGGACUCAAACCUGUUAUUUAUUUAAUAGCAGGUACAUUUCUUUGCUUGGGUUUACAUCCCAUUUCUGGGCACUUCAUAGCAGAACACUACAUGUUCUUAAAAGGGUAUGAGACAUACUCUUAUUAUGGACCUCUGAACUGGCUCACCUUUAAUGUAGGAUACCACAUGGAGCAUCAUGACUUCCCCAGCAUUCCUGGAUGCAGAUUGCCCAUGGUGAAGAAGAUUGCAGCGGAAUAUUAUGAUAACCUCCCACAUCACCGGUCCUGGAUUCGAGUUCUGUGGGACUUUGUUUUUGAUGACUCUAUUGGUCCUUACUCAAGGGUUAAGAGACUGUGCAAGCUGGCAAAGGAAAGCUAAUGGGCUGGUCUGCCUGUGGCAGUGGGGUGUGUUUUUCCACACUUGACUUCAGUUUUCACAUGACUUCAGUUUUCUGCGGAAAUAGGAGGAUCUCUGUGUGUGCUGAAUUAAUGUUGGUGCAUGCUGCUUAGACCAAGAGGAUGAGUGUGAUAAUUAAGCAAUCGAAUGCACUAUUUUAGACUACUGAUACUUUUUAAUAAAGGAUGUUUGUAUGUGUAACCCUCAGAAACUAGGUUAGAGUGAAUUAUGAUUAGGUGAACCUCUGGUCUAGGCUUUGAAAUAACUUCCUGGGGCACACAUGCCCAAGCCUGAGUUUUGGCCUGGUCUGCAGUGGAGAAUGUUUACUGUGUGUUACAUGUGACCAUGUGUGUGUAUAGUUGAGGACUAGUUUCUCUUGAUGCCAGAUUAGAAGUGGAUGCUCUGCGUGCACAGGACUGUGGAAGCAGGGAGGACUGGCAUGCAGUAGUAAAUGACACUCUCUGGAGAACACAAGGGUGCCUUUUGCUCAAUGUCUUGUCUAAUCUAAUAAUCUUCUGAUAAUUGCUAGUAACAGAGAUUUUGUAUAUGCAAUGAAAUAUGUUUAUAUUUUUGUAUAGUUGUAUCAUUAUUUUAGUAGCUGGUGUUUGAUCUUUAUUCCAGGGAUUUGUCUAAACCUUUUCUGAAUGCAUUUCCAUGAGGAUCUAAUACUCACUGUGGCGAACUGACAGAUCUGAACUGUGGCAGGGAGAAAUCCUUCCUUUAGUCUUCCACCCGCUGCCCUGAGCAGCAGCAUGAAUAUGCUUCUGGAGGAACUGCCUGGUCCUUUCUCAUUCACCUUUUCAACUGUAUCCAUAACUUCAUGUUUCUCACACAUUUCCCCACUGUAAGUCCUUCUGGGAAUGGAGAGUUUCUAGUUUUAAUUGUUCCUUGUCAAGAUUGUUAGCACUCCUGAUCACCUUUCUUGAUCUCCUCUAUAUUAUACCCCUCUCUGUGCAUAGGAUUUA
Molecule: messenger RNA, 1975 nt
Organism: Manacus vitellinus (golden-collared manakin)
Lineage: Eukaryota; Metazoa; Chordata; Aves; Passeriformes; Pipridae
Gene: DEGS2
Product: delta 4-desaturase, sphingolipid 2
Exons: 3
Coding region: 24-992 (322 amino acids)
Biological process (GO): ceramide biosynthetic process; sphinganine metabolic process
Cellular component (GO): membrane
Molecular function (GO): sphingolipid delta-4 desaturase activity
Source: RefSeq, a predicted model, not a curated record